Molecule: messenger RNA, 483 nt
Organism: Blumeria graminis f. sp. triticale
Lineage: Eukaryota; Fungi; Ascomycota; Leotiomycetes; Helotiales; Erysiphaceae
Source: the annotation of a GenBank genome assembly
AUGAAGUUCCUAAAGGUUAGCCGUGUUGCAAUCAUCACACGAGGAAGAUACGCGGGAAAAAAGGUCGUGAUAGUCCAACCUCAAGACAACGGAAACAAAUCACACCCAUAUCCUCAUGCUCUGGUCGUCGGUAUUGAGCGGUAUCCCUCACAAGUCACUCGCCGCAUGUCGAAGGCACGCCAGACUAAGCGCAGCAAGGUAAAACCUUUCAUCAAGGUUAUUAACUACAACCAUUUAAUGCCUACUCGCUACACCCUCGAGCUCGAGGGACUUAAAAACUUGAUCAGUGCCGACACGUUCAAGGAGGUGUCGCAACGUGAGGAAGCUAAGAAAACCGCAAAGAAGGCCUUGGAGGAUCGUUACCUGACUGGAAAGAACCGAUGGUUCUUCACCCCUCUACGUACGUUACUUACCAUUCAUGUUACUGACAUGCUCGCUGAGAAAUUACUGACUUAUCGCUCAAGAUUUCUGAAUUACACAUAA